Molecule: messenger RNA, 1543 nt
Organism: Pongo pygmaeus (Bornean orangutan)
Lineage: Eukaryota; Metazoa; Chordata; Mammalia; Primates; Hominidae
Exons: 4
Coding region: 255-632 (125 amino acids)
Source: RefSeq, a predicted model, not a curated record
UUCACUUAUAAAGGACCUGGCCAAGGAAGCAAUAGUGCCUGAAGUGGCCAAAUUUCUGACGGAUAUGAUAGAAAAAUGGUGUGCCGACCAAUUCAUGACACGUGUCCCAAAACUAGUAAAACGAGCUGUAUUCGACCUGUUGAGGUCUCUAAUCGAGAAGGUGCUCAUCUAUGUACUGGAAAAGGAAUAUUCCUUUCCUUACAAGCUGCGGAAAAUCUUCAGAAACAUCUCAUAUUUCCUGAAGAAAAUGAUGUAUGGACAAGCAGCACAGGAGGAAGAGGGUAAUCCGGAUGAAUUUCCUGACCUACUCGGCUGCUGCGAUUAAACAACCACCAGGAAAUUUUGACGACACUGUUCUCCUGAGCUCCUCCCUUUCCUCCGGGAACAAAAACAUUGAAACUACAAAAAUAAAGUGUUAUUUGGCUGGAGUGAGGUCCCAUGUCUGUUUAUGCGGUGGCUCACUGCUCAGGAUGGGUGUGUUUGUUCUCUUGCAUCAAGAGACCACCAGAGAAGUGGUGCAAUUACCUUCCUGUGAAGAAUCAUUGACCAUCAUCUGCAAGAGGAUUCCGUAUUGGCCCAGUGUGUGUCUGGAAAUGUCAUCGGUGGCCAGGAGUAGUGGCUCAUGCCUGUAAUCCCAGCACUUUGGGAGACCAAAACGGGUGGAUCACGAGGUCAAGAGAUGAAGACCAGCCUGUUCACGAUGGUGAAAACCCAACUCUACUAAAAAUACAAAAAUUACCCUGGCGUGGUGGUGUGCGCCUGUAAUCCCAGCUACUCAGGAGGCUGAGGCAAAGAAUUAUUUGAAACCGGGAGGCAGAGGCAAAGAAUUAUUUGAACCCCGGUGGCAGAGGUUGCAGUGAGCUGAGUUCGCACCACUGCACUCCUGCCUGGUGACAGAGGGAAACUCUAUCUCAAAACAAAACAAAAAAAGACAAAAAAUGAAAAAGGAAGAAAUGUCAUCUGAGAGCUAGAGCCUGGUGUCAGGAUAAGAGUGGCCACAUAAAACCAGUGUCAAGAGGUCCUUCACAUCCCUUGUAAGUUGGAUUCCUAGCCAUUUUUUUCUCUUUGAAGCAAUUGUGAAUGGGAGUUCACUCAUGAUUUGACUCUCUGUUUGUCUGUUAUUGGUGUAUAAGAAUGCUUGUGAUUUCUGCCCAUUGAUUUUGUAUCCUGAGACUUUGCUGAAGUUGCUUAUGAGCUUGCGGAGAUUUUGAGCUGAGACGAUGGGGUUUUCUAAAUAUACAAUCAUGUCAUCUCCAAACAGGGACACUUUGAAUUCCUCUUUGCCUAACUGAAUACCUUUAUUUCUUUCUCUUGCCUGAUUGCCCUGACCAGAAAUUCCAACACUAUGUUGAAUAGGAGUGGAGAGAGAGGGCCUCCCUGUCUUGUGCCAGUUUUCAAAGGGAAUACUUCCAGUUUUGGCCCAUUCAGUAUGGUAUUCUCUGUGGGUUUCUCAUAAAUAGCUCCUAUAUUUUGAGAUACGUUCCAUCAAUACCUAGUUUUUUGAGAGUUUUUAGUAUGAAGUUCUGUUGAAUUUUGUCAAAGU